GGCGUCCGGACGGGCUGAGAGCGGCCCCGGAGCGCGGAGCGGUGCUGCAACGAGGCGGAGGGGCGGCGGGAGCGGUCGUCAGCGGCCGCCGAGACGCAGCCGAAGGAGAAGGCGGCGAGAGAGAAGAGGAAGAAGAAGUCGGAGACGGAGUGGCCCGGAAGCGGCGAGCGUGAGGUGUCGGCGGUGUUGCGGUGGCGGCGGGGCCGUGCGGGAGAUGUGCGCGGCGAGAGAAGGGCGCUGCGGCCGGAGGCAGCGGGCGCUGCUGUGCUGCGUGUUGGUGGCGGCGUGGGAGGCGGCGCGGGGGCAACUGCGCUACUCGGUGCCCGAGGAGCUGCCCAAGGGCUCGUUCGUGGGCGACGUGGCCACGGACCUGGCGCUGGAGCUGGCGGCGCUCGGUGCCCGCGGCGCCCGAGUGGUGUCCCCAGGCAGGACGCAGUAUUUCGCUCUGCAUGCGAGCAGCGGGCACUUGGUGACGGCCGAGAGGAUAGACAGGGAGCAGCUGUGCGAGAAAGAACCACAAUGCGUGCUGCGCUGUGAGCUGAUCGUGGAGGGCGAGAUGAAGGUUUAUGCAAUCGAAGUGGAAAUCACGGACAUUAACGACAACGCACCCAGCUUCAAAAAGUUGGAGACUGGAGGAGAAAUCAGUGAGAUCGACAAGCCCGGGGGCACGAUUUCCGUUACCUAAGGCUCAUGACCCGGGACAUCGGUGCUGAAUUCCCUGCAGAGCUACGCGCUGAGCGGCGACGAGCACUUCUCGCUGUCCGUGCAGGCGGGAGCCGACGGCGAGAAGCGUCCCGAGCUGGUGCUGGCCAAGGCGCUGGACCGGGAGGAGGCGGCGUUUCACGAGCUGCUGCUGAGGGCGAGCGACGGCGGCGACCCGGCGCGGACGGGCACGGCGCGCAUCCGCGUGGCUGUGCUGGACGCCAACGACAACGCGCCCGCGUUCAGCCAGGCGGUGUACACGGUGCGAGUGCCCGAGGACGUGCCCGUGGGCUCCACGCUGCUCCGCGUCACCGCCACCGACCCCGACGACGGAACCAGGGACGUGAAAUACACAGUGAAUAAAAUUACUGACAAAGCUUUGAAGUUAUUCCAUCUUGACGCUAACGGGAGCGAUUCAGGCUUGGCGAUGUACCUGGACUUCGAGGAAGCACAGUCGUAUGAACUAGAAGUGCAGGCACGGGACGGAGGAGAUCUAUUCGAUACGGCAACAGUGUCGAUCUCGGUGACGGACGUGAACGACAACGCGCCCGAGAUUUCGGUGCGGUCGGCGCUGAGCGAGAUCUCGGAGGACGCGGCGCCGGGGACGGUGGUGGCGCUGCUGCACGUGCAGGACCGCGACUCGGGCGCCAACGGGGAGGUGCGGUGCAGCCUGGGCGAGGGCGUCCCGUUCCGGCUGGAGCGGGCGCUGGACGACUACUACAGCGUGGUGACGGCGCGGGAGCUGGACCGCGAGCGGGCGUCGGAGUACAACGUGACGGUGCGGGCGGCGGACGGCGGGUCGCCGGCGCUGCGGAGCGGCGCGGUGCUGGCGCUGCGGGUGCUGGACGUGAACGACAACGCGCCGGUGUUCGCGGAGGCGCGCUACAGCGCGCGGCUGCCCGAGAACAACGCCGAGGGCGCGCUGGUGCUGACGGUGCGCGCGUGGGACGCGGACUGGGGGCAGAACGCGCGCGUGCGCUACCGGCUGCGGGAGGGGCGGCUGCGGGGCGCGCCGCUGUCGUCCUACGUGUCGGUGCAGGCGGAGACGGGCGCGCUGUACGCGCUGCGCUCGUUCGACUACGAGGAGGUGCGCGAGGUGGAGCUGUGGGUGCGGGCGGAGGACGGCGGCGCGCCGCCGCUCAGCAGCAACGUGUCGGUGCGGCUGCUGAUCGCGGACGAGAACGACAACGCGCCGCAGGUGCUGUACCCGCCGGCGGCGCCGGGGCCGGGUCCGGUCGGCGCGGGCGUCGGUGCGUGGGGCUCGGCGUCGGGCGCGUGGAGCUGGGCGGGCGUGGAGCUGGCGCCGCGCUCGGCGGAGCCCGGCGCGCUGGUGGCCAAGGUGGUGGCGGUGGACGCGGACGCGGGGCAGAACGCGUGGCUGUCGUACGAGCUGGCCAAGGCGACGGAGCCGGGGCUGUUCCGCGUGGGGCUGCACAGCGGCGAGGUGCGCACGGCGCGCUCGCCGCUGGCCCGCGACGCGGCCCGGCACAGCCUGGUGGUGGUGGUGAAGGACCGCGGGCGGCCGGCGCUGUCGGCCACGGCCACGCUGACGGUGGUGCUGGCCGAGAGCGUGGCCGAGCUGCUGUCGGAGCUGGGCAGCGCGGCGGCGCCGGCCGAGCCCGCCGGCAGCCUGACGCGCUGGCUGGUGCUGGCCGUGGCGGCCGUGUCCUGCCUCUUCCUCGCCUUCCUGCUGCUGCUGCUGGCGCUGCGCCUGCGCCGCUGGCGCCGCUCGCGGCUGCUGCCGCCGCCUUCGGCCGGCGCCGCCUUGCGCGGCGUCCCGGCCUCGCACUUCGUGGGCAUCGACGGCGUCCGCGCCUUCCUGCGCUCCUACUCGCACGACGUGUCGCUCACCGCCGACUCGCGCAAGAGCCAGCUGCGCUGCGCGGGCGGCAGCUGCUGCGACACGCUCCCGGCCCGGCCGCCGCCCGACGAGGCCGCGCCGCUGCGCGGGGAAGACGCUGCCGCCCACCGCGCCGCCGAGCCCGACGGCCUCCCGGUGAGUGCUGCCACCGCCGCGGCUCCCCACUCCCUGCCUUCCCGCUCGCCUCUCGCUCCGGUCUUUGACUCCCCCUGGUGUCGCGUUUUCCCUUCUGCUCUCCAGGUUUCCUUUGAUGGCGAAUCUGUUACUAGUACCUGUCUCUUUCUUCUCCUCUAUCCUAAUUCUCUCUGAUGUUCGGCGUUAACGGCCCUCUUCUGCGGAUUGUUGUCGCUCUCUCUGUUGGGCAACGUUAGUGACAGUUCACUAUCCGGAGGCGUGUAGAGAUAGCCUUUCCGGGACGUGUGAAGUGUUAGCACUUUCACUGCCUCCUUUCAGUUCGUGCCGUGUCCUCCUCUCUCAGCUAUACCCGAAGGCACGCGACUCAGUCGUCAGAUGAAGCUAUAUCCGUAAUAGAUUCCUUAUCUUAAAUAACUCGUUAGUUGAACUCGUUCUUUGACCUAUCUAAGACGGAUCUGUGUGGCAUGACGUCUGCACAAACGCAAGCUAUGGCAGCUGCAACUGUUUUUCGUGAUCCAGACUUCAGGUUUUUGCUGUUUAGUCUUCCUGGUGAAAGAAGAUUGACAUCUGGUGGUUGACAUGUUGGAGUGUGGUUUCACUGUUACGUUGCCUUUUCUGUUUGUCCUAGUCCAAAUUACUCUGCUUAUCCUUUCCUCCUUUACAACUCAUUCCUCAUCCUUCUCUUCCCCCACCCGUAGCAGUGAUUUGACUCACUCUUUGGAUGGCAAUAAGGGCAAUAAGAAUUGUCAGUUCACGGAUUUGGUUAGUUGAAAAUGGUUUUCCAAAUCUCACGCUUGGUCAUCGAGUUGUCAGUUUGUCUGAGUGUGAAAUUUAAGCAGUAGGACACUGUACUUACGGCAUUGAUACUACGCAGCUGGAUAGAAGCCACCUUUCCUUUCCCAUCUGAGGUAGCAGUAGGAUUUUGUUAGCAGCAUUGCCAUUGGAGUUCUUGUGUUUCUGUUCUUAUGUCCUAAUCGUUGUCUGGCAGAAAGAAUGAUAUCUGUGUAGAAUCAGGGCAGACAUGAAAUAGUUCAUCUUGCUUUUAUUGUACCUCUAUAGAUAGUAGGUGUUCUUGUUCUACCUCGUUUCUACCUCGUUUGGGAUUUUUAAUUACUGGAUGUAUUUGUCUGCUGCUUUUCUAUUUUUCCUUAAUCUUGCCAGCAAGUGGUGUUUGUGUGACUUGAAACUGGUCAGAGGAUCUUUGCCUGUCUGUUAAAAUUUGACAUUUCACAAUAUUAUGUUUCCUCUUCCCGCUCCUUUCUUCUUUUGCCGGCAGUACUUCUAUUACUAAAUUCAACACGCCUUUACUUCUGACUUCCCCAGUUUGCACUGAGUUUUGAUCCUGACAUCCUCAAUGUGCCUAGCCAGUGUUUCGCUUUCCCUGUGUAGAGUGCCUUUUUAUUAUUUGGAAUUCUGUAUCUACAUGCGCUUCCCAUUGAUAGCAGUGGGUUUGAUCAAUGUCUUUGAUGAAUCGAACGAUCAAAUCAUCCCUUGGCGAUACCUAUUCGCCUGUUAUCACAAUCAAUCGCAAUCUUCACAGUUCGUAGUGUUUACCUAAUGCUUUGGAAUGCUAUGUGUGAAUGGCUUGUGAGGGAUAUAGGGGAUUAUUUUGGUGAUUCGCAGUCUUUUAUCCACAUCCUGAUGACCUCCUAUCAGUAGAUCUGGGCGUAUUUUUCUAACACUUUCUGUGGCAUCUGCCAUGUUAGGAUUUUAUCACUUUAAUGUCUAGUUUCAUAAUGUUUGGGGAGAUGCAAGAGUGAUGUCUCUGCAGUGACAAUGCUGUUCGUCACUUUGGUACAUUAAAUGUUUUUGCCUUGUUUCUUUUCAAUUUCUAAAGACUGAUCUCAGGGUGGUUGAUAACCUAUUGAGAACUGGAAUGCCAUAGAUAAACGUCCAGCCGGGGAUCAGUUUCCACACCUGCCUUGAAUUGUUAAAGCUGUCAGUAGGAAGAACUUUCUAUACUUAGGCUUCUGUAAAAUAUCACUGAGUGAAAUGUUGCUGUUCAUGAUCAAGUUAGUGCCAAGUGCUCUUAUGUUUAAUCAUGACAGUAAAGUCUGUGAAUGUUGGGAAAGGAGAGUGAGAGACUGGUGCUGAGCAUAGGAAAAAGGUAUUUAGAGUGAUACGAAGAUGGGUAUGGUUUGAUUUCAUACCUGGUGCAAAGGUCUGUGUUGUUUACAUUACAAUCCUCAUUUCCCUGUCAUUAGAGGCAGCAAUAUUCUCUUUGAAAUGAAGAUUUCUUCCAGAUUGUUUGUGGGACAGUUCUUUAUAGCUAGAAUGGUGUAUAAUGGCAGUGUUUAUUUAUCCAUUUAUGCCUCUCUAGUUUCCUAUAUCCCUGUGAUGUACAUUUCCUUCACUGUGAUCUUCAUGUGUUCAGGCCUAUACUUCCAGGGUGGUUGUGGUUCGUGUUUUCCAUUUCUGGCCAAUGCUUUUACAUUGGGAAAUGCAAGUGUUGUAUUACAGGAAAUCCUUCCUUCCUUUGACACGGUCUCAGUCAGCUGUAGACAAGAUUUUUUUCUGUGUGGAAAUAAGGAAGUAGAAGAUCUCAGAAGUGUAAACUUCCAAAAUAGUCUCACGAGGAGAGGCUUCAACUUCUGGUUUCUUUAUUUCUGUGUGCUUUCAACCAUGAGUUGGCUUUGACUGCCGUGUUAUACUUUGCAUUGUUGGCAGGGUUGGAUAACUUCCCAGUAGCACAUGUGCUAGAUAUGUUGGGUGAGAUGGUCUUGAAGCAGAACAUUAUUGUCCCUAUAUAUAAUUUCUAUUAAACAUUUAAACUCCUUACAUCUUAUCUGCAUGAUGAUAUGUUGAGGGAAAAAAUGUCCUUGUAUCCACCCCUGACAUGGUCUUGGUACACAUGGUAGAGAAAUGGGCUGGGCUACCGUUCCAAGCUGUUUGUUAUGAAAACAUAUUGAAAACAAUCAUAGGAGUAUUAUUUGGGAAUGGCGUGGGGAUAUUCUUCCUGAAGAGGUUCUGGAGGAAAGAGGAUUGUUUCACCUGUGACCACACAGGAAUGGAGCAGAGUUUGCUGGUGCGUGAUUGGUAUUGGUAAGAGUCUCUUUGUGGGUCCAUCACUCUAACUUCAUGUUGAAUAGCAUUUGCCAAAAUUGUAGAACAACAUCUGAAGAGUGGUAGGUAAUAUUUUCACUUGUCAAUUUUGCCCCCUUUUUUUUUUUUUUUUUUUUUUUUCUUGUAUGUGUAUAGCAGUCAGGAAUAGUCAGGAAGAGGACUUGGAUAAGCUUAAGUUUCCCUGAACUGACACUGAAUGACAUGCUCUUCCUAGGAGCCAAAAUGUUUCUUAAAGUUGGAUAUAUCCAUGGUGCAAGUAAAGGUUGUGAAUGCAACAAGGAUGGUGAGUGACUGGAUUUGAAUUUGAAUAGCAGUUGGGUCAGCUUUGUUGUUGUGUGGGCGAUGGUUUGAUUUCAUUGUUGCUGUCAAGACCUGUAGUACGUACGCACCAUUUUAUCCCAGAUCCAACAUCUUACUUUGUAAUGAUAAUCCUCUGAUGACAAAAUUUGUCUCUCUAUUGGAUGAUAACGCCUAUCUCUAAUGGCUUAUGAAUUUUGAGUGAAACCUCUCUUGUAUCUAGUUGUAAUGUUGUGAUGGAGAGUUUCUUAAUAGCUGUAAUUCUGUUCAUAGGGCUUUGUUCCCAGGGUGGCUGUGAUCCACGUUUCCCAUUUUCUGAACAGAGCGUAUGCAUUUGGAAACAAUACGGCUGUGUUGCAGAAACUCCUGACCUUCCUUGAGCAAGUCUCAACAAGCACAUGAGGACAGACUGUUUUGUUUGACAAAACUGAGACUGAAUCCGUCAUGGUUUGAGUUGUUAGAGUUAGGGUAGUCUGGUUACUUUGAGGUUGGGCUUGACAAUCUUGAAGGUCUUUUCUACCCCAAGCAAUUGCAUGAUUCUAUGGUGGGUUUUUUUGUUUGUUUGUUUUGUUGAUUUUUUUUUUAAUAAUUUGAAAAAGUUCCCGUAUUAACUCUUUUUUAUUUAAAGUUUCAUAGUCUUUGGAGAUGAGCGGGAGAGUUGGAAUCUUUCUGAGAAGUGGUGAUUUUUUCCUAAAAUGAAAUCUUCCAUUGUGCAAUUUAUGGGAAGAAUUUAGGGCCCUACUUGCAGCUUAAGAACCGAUUGGAUUCCAGGUGUAGUGGAAUAGAAUUUCAGUUUCCAUAGAGAAGACCAUUAUUCCCUCUGGAGUUUGUCAGCCUCAUUUCUCUUUGAAUGUUUCCACGUGCUGCUGGACUGAUGACAGCAUUUCCUGCCCUUAUGUCCAUGUACAUAUGUUGAAUUGGAAAAGGCAACAAAAAUAGUGUUGUAUUUAUUUUCA
Molecule: messenger RNA, 7014 nt
Organism: Gallus gallus (chicken)
Lineage: Eukaryota; Metazoa; Chordata; Aves; Galliformes; Phasianidae
Product: protocadherin gamma-A8-like
Biological process (GO): homophilic cell-cell adhesion
Cellular component (GO): plasma membrane
Molecular function (GO): calcium ion binding
Source: RefSeq, a predicted model, not a curated record